Messenger RNA from Amphibalanus amphitrite, 2694 nucleotides. It is a transcript of the gene Rs1, whose product is annotated as probable ATP-dependent RNA helicase DDX27. The coding region runs from base 239 to 2623 and encodes 794 amino acids. Gene Ontology annotation, molecular function: RNA helicase activity; ATP binding; nucleic acid binding. Lineage: Eukaryota; Metazoa; Arthropoda; Thecostraca; Balanomorpha; Balanidae. The transcript has 16 exons. The record is from RefSeq and is a predicted model, not a curated record.
GCACUUCCAAUAUGCAGCAUUGUUUGCACGUGCACGUGCAGGUAGCAGCGGUAGCAGAGCAACUAUCAGUGGUUGGUGGUUUUAUUGAGAGUUUCUUGUCACUGGCUAUGCAGGCACCAUGAGCAGAUGAUUUUAUCUUAUUGCUGUUCAAAGCAAAUCAUUUAGCAAUAUAAUUUAAACAAUUUUGAGCCAGACUUAUUGUGAAUUCUCAUAUUGUGUACAUUCAUCUGUUUAUGCCAUGGAUCUUGUGAGAACAAUAGAAUCAGAUGAUGAAGUGGACAAUCUCUCAGUCUCUAGCUCAGAUGAGGAUAAGGAAAGAAGCAAAAGACACUACUUCUCAGAUGAUUUUGACUUUGGAGAAACAUUUGAAGAAUACCAUGUCGAUCCCUGGGAAGAUGUAAACAAAUAUCUGAAGAAGAAGAAGCUAUCCUGCACAGAUCAGAAGAUUGCUCAAGUCCGCGAUGAGCACAAAGGAGAGGCGUCAGAGAACGGCGAGGGGCCAUCGGAGGUCGAGCCAGAAGACAUGGAGGAGGACAGCGCCAGUGACGACGAGGGGGCCGAGGACGACCAAAUGGAGCAGCUCGGAGCGGACAACAUCCAUGUCAAGGAGGCCGAGCGCCGACGGAAGGAGAAGAAGCUGGGCCGCCGGCGCGCGCAGCUGGAGGAGGAGGCCGCCGAGGCCGCCGCCUUCUUCAGCGAGGCCACCGGCGACGCCAUCGGCGCCGUCAAGACGUUCCACGAGAUGAACCUGUCGCGGCCGCUGCUCAAGGCGGUGACCGCCAUGGAGUACGUCCACCCGACGCCCAUCCAGUCGGCCACGGUACCGGUGGCGCUGCUCGGCCGGGACAUCUGUGGCUGCGCCGCCACGGGCACCGGCAAAACGGCCGCCUUCAUGCUGCCCAUCCUGGAGCGGCUCGUGUUCCGGCCCAAACAGAUUCCUGUGACGCGUGUGCUGGUCCUGGUACCGACCCGCGAGCUCGGAGUACAGGUGUACCAGGUCACGCGGCAGCUCUGCCAGUUUUUACCCGACCUGCAGGUGGCGCUGGCCGCCGGCGGUAUGGACAUCAAAGUGCAGGAGGCCCAGCUGCGCCAGCACCCGGACAUCGUGAUCGCCACGCCCGGACGGCUGAUCGACCACCUGCAAAACACGCCCAGCUUCUCACUGGACACGGUCGAGGUGCUGGUGCUUGAUGAGGCUGACAGGAUGUUGGACGAGUAUUUCGCCGAGCAGAUGGGUGAGAUCAUCAAACAGUGCUCGGCCACGCGGCAGACGAUGCUCUUCUCCGCCACAAUGACGGACGACGUCAAACAGCUGGCGGCGGUAUCGCUCAAAGACCCCGUCAAGGUGUUCGUCAACGAAAACACCGACGUAGCCGCCAACCUCAAACAGGAAUUCGUCAGGAUCCGACCGGGCCGGCAGGGAGACCGGGAGGCGCUGCUCGCCAGCCUGCUGCUGCGAUCGUUCAAGGAGCGUGUCAUGGCUUUCGUGCAGACCAAGCGGCAGACGCACCGGCUACACAUAGUGCUGGGACUGCUCGGAAUACGGGUCGGGGAGCUGCACGGGGACCUCAGCCAGGCUCAGCGGCUCGAAUCUCUGCGGAAGUUCCGCGAGCAGGAGAUCGACGUCCUGCUGGCCACCGACGUAGCCGCCCGUGGUCUCGACAUCCCCGACGUGAAAACGGUGAUCAACUUCACGAUGCCGGCCACCAUGCAGCAGUACGUGCACCGGGUGGGCCGGACGGCCCGGGCCGGUCGCGCAGGACGCUCCGUAUCCAUGGCCGGGGAGACGGAGCGCGCCAUGAUCAGGGAGAUCAGCAGGCGCAGUCUGCGGCCGGUCGAGAUCCGCACCGUGCCACAAGCCGUGGUGGACCGGUACCGGCAGAAGAUCGAGCGGCUCGAGUCGCAGGUGGACGCCGUGUUCCGCCUGGAGCGGGAGGAGCGCGAGUUGCGCAACAGCGAGGCGCAGCUGAGCCGGGCGCAGAAGGUGCUGGAGGCGCCCGAGCAGCGGCCGCGCACCUGGUUCCAGACGCAGCAGCAGCGCGCCAAGGCCAAAGAGGCGGCCAAGCUGGAGACGAGUGGCGGCGACACCACCAAGGCCGGCAAGAAGAAGAAGAAGAAGGUGACAGCUGAGGAGCGGGUGGAGAAGGAGCUCCAGAAGCGCUACCUGCUGCAGGCCAAGGCGGCGAAACGGGCCAGCCGGCGCGCCGGUGGCGCCGCGCCAGUGCCCGUGAAAAAGAAGGGGCCGAAGGGCAAGAAGAAGGGAUUGAAUCUGACGUCGGAGCUGACUGAUGUUAGCCACAAGGCCGUCAAAGGUUUCCGAUACAGGGCCACUGAAGCUAUCCGUGAGAAGAACCGGGAAGAGUCCAGUCGCGGCUCAAGAGGAAAAUCGCGCGGUGGUGCGCGCGGUGGGGGCCGUGACGGGUCUCGGGGACGGGGUGGGGGCCGUGAUGGGUCUCGGGGACGGGGUGGGGGCCGUGAUGGGGCUCGCGGUGGCGCUCGAGGUGGUGCUCGCGGUGGGGGUCGUGAUGGGUCGCGGGGACGCGGUGGGGGCCGCGGUGGGGCGCGGGGAGGGUCUCGGGGUCGCGGAGGGGGCCGCGGUGGGUCUCGAGGUCGUGGCCGGUAGUCAGUAGUCGCCCGGUGGCCUCAGCGCCAUGUCGGACUGUCCACGCUGUGAAAAUACAACUGUCAAACGAA